CUCUCAGAAGAGAAAAACAGAGAGAGGGAGAAGAAGAAGAAGAAAAGGCUGCAGAAAAAAAAUGAAAAUGUUUCAUUCACGUCAAAUCUGGACCUGACUGAAUAAUUUCACUGUUCAUCUUCUUCAUCAUCGGUUCAUCUUAUCUUGUUUGAGGUUGUUUUUCUGAGUUUUUUUUUGUUUUUUGUUUCUGAAACCAGAAACUAAACCUACCACUUGUCUGAUAUUCUUUAAAUGGAACUUGACACGAUUACUUCUUCUUCUCUCUCUGUUUUCUUCUUGUUUUAGUCAGUAACGCUUUCUUCUUCUUCUUCUUCUUCUUCUUCCUUUUUAUCAUUAUUCUUCUUUUGAUUUUGUCCAUGUAGUAUGUGGUUUUUUUUUGAUCGUUUUUGAGAUUUUUAGGAUUCCUCAAGAUCAGAUCAUCAUUUGGUUGCGUCUAAGUUUUUUUUCUCUUUGAUUAAGUUAUUAAUUGAAGCAGAGAGACAAGAUUACAUAAAAUGUAAAUACAAAAAUGGUGGUUGAAAGAGACUUAGAUUCAUUACUAUCUUAAUCUCUGAAACUCUCUGCAUAAUACAUCCAGAAAACUCUGCAUCUCUGCAAUUAAGAGCUUUUUGAAGAAGAUGUUGGAUCUUAAUAUAGGUAUGUCAGUUGAUUAUACUUGUGGGGAAGAUGAAGUAAUGAUGGAAAGAGAUCAACAUCAUCAUCAUCAGCAACGACAACAAGAAAGUUCAGGUGGAGGUGGUGCUGGUGGUGGAGGAAUAUUUAUAGAUGAUUCAGGGACAUCAAAUUCAUCAGCAGCAAAUGUUGAUGGAGGAGGUGUAUCAUCAAGUAAUGGUGGUGAUGAAGAAUCAUGUUCUACUUUUACUGCUUAUAACUUUGAAAUCUUAAGCAGAGAUUAUAAAAAUAAAAUCACAAUCGAAGACGACGAUGAUGAUCAAGAAGAAGAACAGCAACUGAGUCAUCAUAACUCAAUUUAUGUAACUCGCCAACUAUUUCCUGCUUCUCCUAAUAGUACUAAUGAUGGUGGUGAUGGUAUAAGUAUUCGAUUAGGUUCAUCGAUGGCUUCUUCUUCUUCUGCUUCUAAUUCAAGACCACAUUAUGUUGAUCUUUCAUUUUGUCAAAAUGAGACUGUUCAUCGUGAGGUGGUUAAACCCAUACAGCAACCACAACCACAACCACAGCCACAGCCACAACCACAACCAGUGAAGAAAAGUAGAAGAGGACCUAGGUCUAGAAGUUCUCAGUAUCGUGGAGUUACAUUUUACAGAAGAACUGGGAGAUGGGAAUCUCAUAUUUGGGAUUGUGGGAAACAGGUGUAUUUGGGUGGAUUUGAUACAGCUCAUGCUGCAGCAAGAGCGUAUGAUCGAGCUGCAAUCAAGUUCCGAGGAGUCGAGGCGGAUAUUAACUUUAAUCUUAGUGAUUAUGACGAUGAUUUGAAACAGAUGAAGAACUUGACAAAAGAAGAGUUUGUUCAUAUCCUUCGCCGCCAGAGUACUGGUUUUUCAAGAGGGAGUUCGAAAUAUAGAGGAGUUACAUUACAUAAGUGUGGUCGAUGGGAAGCUCGCAUGGGUCAAUUCCUUGGCAAGAAGUAUAUUUAUCUUGGGCUAUUUGAUAGUGAAGUAGAAGCCGCAAGAGCUUAUGACAAGGCAGCGAUCAAAUGUAACGGAAGGGAAGCAGUUACUAACUUUGAGCUUAGUUCCUAUGAGGGAGAGAUGAUUCCUGAUGUCAAUUUAGGAGGCAAUGAACACAAUCUUGACCUUAAUUUGGGAAUGUCUCCCUCCUCUUUCCCGAAUACUCCUAAAGGGAAUGAUCACAUGGGCGCUCACCAUAUCCAGCUUACUCCUUUCGAGCUGACUGAUGCCAGAAGAGGAAGUGCUGCUACGUCAACACCUGCGGAACACCCUCAUGCCCAUGUGAUGGCAUCUGAACCACCUCCCAUUUGGAAUGGUGGAUACCCCGGUUUCUUUCCGAAUUAUGAGGAAAGAGGGACAGAGAAGAGGGUCGAAGUAGGUCAACAGGGCCUCUCAAAUAAUUGGGCGUUCCAAAUGCACGGCCACCACGGUUCCAGUGCUAACAGAAUGCUCCCAUUCUCUACUACUGCAGCAGCAUCAUCAGGAUUCUCUUCUUCAACAACGAUUGCCCCGCCACUUCCUCUACACCACCCUCCUCAUUUCACAAACACACCACAAACAUCUCAUCCUCACCAUUACCCUCCAUCGGCAAACAACCCCCAGUAUUUCUAUUACAGAAACUAACCGGACUUAUCAACCAACCACUGCUACCACAAGAAAUCAUCCAACCCCAUCGGCUCUGACUGGAUCAAAUGAAAGUUGUCCAAUUCCUUGUGCUUAAUUCAUCAUUUCAACACCAAAAGACUUCUCUUCCAGAAGUACAACAACUUCCUACCAUCAAUUAUCUACUAUUAUAACUUCAUUGCAAGUAGAUAUAGUUUGUGUGUACUUUUUAAAAAAAAGUUUCCCCUCUAGAUUAGCUAUAUUUUGGUAAAACAUUGGGCACAAAUCUGGUCAAAAUUCAGGGCCUAGUUCCUUUGUUUUUUUUUGUUUUUUGUUUGUUUGCUAACAUGUGCUUGGUUUUACUCUUUUUAGUGCAAUAGACAUGUUUUGGUCCCAAUUCUCUUGACUUUCUACUGUUUAUCUAUUGUAGACCUAGUCUUAUGCUAACUUUCAAGUAAGUAAGAAGAGAUCAGAAAAAGAUGGAAAAUUUUCAGUUUUUUUGUAAGUGAGAAAGGUCCCCCCCACACCAUGAAGAAGAGGCCAAUUUAUUAUGAAUGGUGUGAAAAGCCUGGAAUGAGUGUUGAUAUAUCUUAGAAAAAGAAAGAAAAAGUGAGUUUGUUUGAGAGCAGAGGUGUCGUUGUGUUGCAGCAGAGUGAUCAGUGAUUAUUAUUUAGGGUUCACUGUUCAUGCAUGGAUGUCUCCUUUUUCUUUAUUUCUUUAACAAAGUAGUAUCUAACUGGUACUGUACCUUUUGCUUUGUUUCUGAAGUUAGUACUUAAAAUAGUAAAAUAUA
Messenger RNA from Papaver somniferum (opium poppy), 3024 nucleotides. RefSeq names its product floral homeotic protein APETALA 2-like. The transcript has 10 exons. Gene Ontology annotation, biological process: regulation of DNA-templated transcription. Gene Ontology annotation, molecular function: DNA-binding transcription factor activity; DNA binding. Bases 618 to 2252 code for a protein of 544 amino acids. NCBI's taxonomy places the organism in Eukaryota, Viridiplantae, Streptophyta, Magnoliopsida, Ranunculales, Papaveraceae. The record is from RefSeq and is a predicted model, not a curated record.